Molecule: messenger RNA, 3609 nt
Organism: Cercocebus atys (sooty mangabey)
Lineage: Eukaryota; Metazoa; Chordata; Mammalia; Primates; Cercopithecidae
Gene: ANKDD1B
Product: ankyrin repeat and death domain containing 1B
Exons: 15
Coding region: 1119-2804 (561 amino acids)
Biological process (GO): signal transduction
Molecular function (GO): protein binding
Source: RefSeq, a predicted model, not a curated record
GCUGGGACUACAGGCAUGCACCACCAUGCCUGGCUAAUUUUUGUAGAGAGGGGUUCUCACUUUGUUGCCCAGAUUGGGAGAUCUUUCUGUACUUGACUGUAUGCUUUCCAUUGAUCUGCUGCUAUUUUCACUAUUAUUCCUUCUUUUGUGUGGGUAUUUUCUUCUGAUUUUUAGAAUUUUACUUGUAAACAUGCUACAUUACACAUAUAAUUUGUGCCCUGUUUUUCCAUUUACAUAUUAUACUUUCCAUAUUAGUACAUUGUCUGAUAUUUCUGCAUAAUACUCAAUUCAACUUAUCUGCUGUUGUUUUUAUCAUAUCCCUAUUACAAACAUGAGGCCCAUUUCCCUUUUUUAAAAAAGGAAAGUUUGAGGUUACGGGUGGUGUUCUGAUAAAUAAUAUUUUGUCAUUUGUUUUCAUUGACAAGGAAACAUUGUUUUGAAUUCAAUGCCUCAAAUUGGGUGCACAAUAAUUUGAAGGAAAAAGCUGACAAGUUUGAAAUGAAAUUGAUAUUACAUAAUUUACAUUAAAAUGAUACAUCUUUUGUAAAUUUGUAAGAAGAAUAAAAAAUAAAUGAAAACCUGAUUACCUUUCUUAUUUGAAGUUUAUUUGGGGGGUCAGAAUUUGACUUGCUUCUGUAUUAUUUCACUUUUCAAAAGAAUCCGCCAGGAGAGAUUAUAAUUGCGUGGUCUUCAAAUGAGAAAUCAAGUCUUUCUUUAUUCAACAGAAAAUGUUGGAAGCCCAUUUAGAAAUCAUUUAAUAUUGAAGUUCCUAUAGUGUUGGUUAUAAAUUCAACCUUGACAUUUCUUAAUAUUGUACAAAGAAGUGGUAGAGUAGAAGUGGGAGUUCACUGGGGCUUGUAGAUUUCGCAGGAUGUUUUAUUUCCCGGAGAACCAAACCUUAAGCACAGUGCACGCCACACCUGAGGGCGGAUUCUCCCAGGCCGGCCCAAGUCAGGGCAGGGCUGGAAAACCAGGGGCUUGUUGCCCAGCGAACCGCCACAACAGAGAGCGGUCUGCGCUCCGGCGGGGCUGACCUGCCAGCGUCCAGCCUCGCGCCCUGGGCCUGUCUGGAUCUGGGUCUGGGUCUGGCCCUGCGCUCCGGGUCCGCGGAGGCGACCAUGGACCUCGCCGGGCGCGCCCGGGGCCACGGGGCCACGGUAGGGGGGCUGCUGCUCGGGGCGGCUGCUGCCGCCAAGGGUCUCAGGGAGGACCUGAGGGGCGCGGACGCCCUGCCUUGGAGGGCCCUGUCCCGGAUCCCGAAGCGGAAGGGGCUUGGAGAGGAGGACACGACAGUUGCCGGACACGAGCUCCUACUGCCAAAUGAGAGAAGCUUUCAGAAUGCUGCUAAAAGCAAUAAUUUGGAUCUUAUGGAGAAGCUGUCUGAAAACAAGGUUAACAUUAAUGCUGUGAACAAUAUGAACCGCACAGCCCUGCAUUUUGCAGUGGGGAGAAAUCAUUUAUCUGCAGUGGAUUUCUUGCUUAAACACAAGGCCAGGGUGGAUGUUGCUGAUAAGCAUGGCUUGACAGUAAUUCACCUUGCAGCCUGGUCUGGGAGCCUUGAGGUCAUGCUCAUGCUGGUUAAAGCUGGAGCAGAUCAGAGAGCCAAGAAUCAGGAUGGAAUGAAUGCCCUCCACUUUGCUGCUCAGAGCAAUCAUGUGCGCAUCGUGGAGUAUCUUAUUCAAGAUCUGCACCUCAAGGACCUGAACCAGCCUGAUGAGAAAGGAAGAAAACCAUUUCUUUUGGCAGCUGAGAGGGGCCAUGUUGAAAUGAUAGAAAAACUUACCUUCCUAAACCUGCAUACUUCAGAAAAGGACAAGGAGGGAAACACUGCCUUGCACCUCGCUGCAAAGCACGGUCACAGUCCUGCAGUGCAGGUGCUGCUAACCCAGUGGCAAGACAUAAAUGAGAUGAAUGAGAAUGGAGAAACACCAUUCUUUCUGAGUGUUGAAGGAGGUCAUGAAGAGUGCAGCAAAGUGCUGCUGACAGCAGGAAGUGACAUCAACAUUCCAAAUAAACUCAAUAUCAGUAGUUUGCAGAUCGCAACCAGGAAUGGCCAUGCAUCCCUUGUCAACUUUCUUCUCAGUGAGAAUGUUGAUCUGCACCAGAAAGUGGAACCUAAGGAGUCUCCUCUUCAUUUAGCUGUUAUCAACAACCACAUCACGGUUGUAAACAGCUUAUUAAGUGCACAGCAUGAUAUUAACAUAUUAAAUCAGAAGCAACAAACCCCUCUGCAUGUAGCUGCUGAUUGUGGAAAUGUGGAACUGGUGGAAACCCUGCUGAAGGCAGGCUGUGACUUGAAGGCUGUUGACAAGCAAGGAAAGACUGCCCUGGCUGUGGCCUCCAGGAGCAACCAUAGCCUUGUGGUGGACAUGCUCAUUAAAGCAGAGAGAUACUACGCCUGGAGAGAGGAGCAUCAUGAGAGCAUUGGGGACCCAUCAACAGGCUUUCCUCUGACAUUCAAGCAAGACCACAGUCUGGAGACCAGACACAUUCGCACGCUCCUCUGGGGCCUGGCUUACCAUCAGCUGAAGGCCAAUGAGUGGCAGAGGCUGGCCCGUUUGUGGAACUUUACAGAUGACCAGAUUAGAGCCAUUGAGGCACAGUGGUCAGGAAAUGAAAGCUUCCGUGAACAUGGCCACAGGGCUCUGCUUAUCUGGCUACAUGGGACCCUGAUGACUCAGGCUGAUCCGGCCAAGCACCUGUAUGAAGAGCUGGUACACGCAGGUUUCCCAAAACUAGCUGAAAAGACUCGUCAUUUCAAAAGCAAAACUGACUUAAACUCCAAGAAAUGUGUAGUUUCAUAAAUGCCCAAAGAAAUUGUAUUUACAUGAUCUUCCACUCAGCAUUCAGUUCUUUUAAUGCCAUAAAUUUCUCCUAGCAGUAGCACUGAUUUUCGACUAUAAUGAUGGUGGUGACAGGGUACUGUAACAGGUGAAAGAAGAGUAAUACCAUGAUACUUUUCAACCUCUAAAAAGCCAAAUACAGUUUUUUUGCUGAGGGCAAGUUAUAUAUAAUUUUCCCAUUUCUGUCAUUUGAUGUAACACGUGUAAUAAGAUAAUCUAGGAGGGUUUUGUAUGUCAUGUUUUUUUCUAAAAAUUCAUGGGAGCAGCAUCAUGGUACAGUAAAAAACCAACGGUUUUUACAAUAGACGAAUAUAGUUUUGAACUUGGUUUUGCCACUUAUUAGAUGUGAACCUUUGGGCAUGUUAAUGUUGUUUAAGUUCUUAGAUCUUCAGUUUCCUUCUCUAUAAACUGGGACAAAUGUCUAUUUAAUCCACAGGGCUGGAGUAGAGAUGAAGGGAAAAUGCCUGUGAAAUGCCUAGCCUCAUGCCCACAGUAUGGAAAUCAACUGUUAUUUCUCUUUCAGUAAGAGAAACUGGGUUUGGAAAUUUAUAGUCAUUGUUGACUUUAAAUCACACAUAAUGUGUAAUAUAUUACUUAGGAAAGACCAGAAGUAUGUACACCAAUUUUUUUUUUUUAAUCUUGUGGUGAUGUAAUUACUGAUGAUAAUUUUCUUUGUACUUUUGGGUACAUUCAAUUUUUUUCACAAUGAACAUGCAUUAUUUUUGUAAUCUGAGAGUUGUGAAAUAAAUGUAAAAUCGAGUAUCAA